Molecule: messenger RNA, 2344 nt
Organism: Schizophyllum commune H4-8
Lineage: Eukaryota; Fungi; Basidiomycota; Agaricomycetes; Agaricales; Schizophyllaceae
Exons: 3
Coding region: 38-2203 (721 amino acids)
Molecular function (GO): nucleic acid binding
Source: RefSeq, a predicted model, not a curated record
GAGUUGACUCUUACUGCCACUGUCCCUGUUACCCACCAUGUCUCGUCCGGCAUCUACAUCUACUCGGCCAGGAGCGUCUCCUCUCCCCCGUCCAUACCAGGUCAACACGCAAACGAAGGUGCUCGACUCCCAGCAUGGCCGCAUUCUCUGCAUCGCCGACAUAAGAGGACGCCUGUCCGCGCUGAACGACCUGGCUCGAGAGGCGAACGCGCACGCCGUCAUCCACACAGGGGACUUUGGCUUCUUUGAGGAGGAGAGCCUGCAGCGCAUCAACGACCGCACCCUGCGGCACCUCACCAUGUACUCCCCCCUCAUCCCCGCCGCGCAGCGCCAGCACCUGCUCGCGCCGGAGAACAGCGCGUCGACGAUCCGGCAGACGGUGAACAUCAACCUGCUCUCCGAGUUCCCCCUCCUGCUCUCCGGCCAGAUCAAGCUGCAGGUGCCGGUGUACACGGUGUGGGGCGCGUGCGAGGACGUCGCGGUGCUGGAGAAGGUGCGCGCGGGGCACGUCAGCGUCGAGAACCUGCACGUGCUCGACGAGGCGACGACGCGGCUGCUCGACGUCGGCGGCGUGAAGCUGCGGCUGCUCGGGCUCGGCGGCGCGCACGUCCCGCACAAGAUGUUCGACAACGGGGAGGGGAGCGCGACGAUCGCGGGCGGGCAGGGCACGAUGUGGACGACGGCGCUGCAGAUCGGCGAGCUGGUGGACACGGCGCAGCGCGUGUUCGACCAGAGCGAGACGCGGCUGCUCGUCACGCACGCGAGCCCGGGGCGCGAGGGCAUCAUGGCGCAGCUGGCGCUCGUGCUGAAGGCGGACCUGACGAUAUCCGCCGGGCUGCACUUCCGCUACGCGACGAGCUACAACGAGUUCAGCGUGCAGCCGGACUUUGAGGGCUUCCGGCACAAGCUGCAGGCGGGGAAGGAGUCGUUCGAGCGCGUGUGGGAGACGGUGAAGAACCAGGUCGAGCUCGUGAUCGACGAGCACCAGAGGGUCUUGCUUGAGAAGGCGCUCAGCGUGAUCGAGCGGAUACCGCCCCCGCAGCCGCCCGCGGGCGACGAGCCGUCGUGGAAGAACUGCUGGAACUGGAACCUGUGCGACGCGGCGUUUGGCGCCCUCACGCUCGACAUCCGCGAAGGGCGCGUUAGCGCGGAGCUGAAGAGCCAGGGCUUCAAUUACGCGUACCGCCGCACGGCGACGACCGCGGCAACCCCGGCCUCUCCCCACCCCCAGAACACCGUGACGACGAACGCGUCGAGCCAGGCGCCCACCAAGGGCCCGACGCCCGCACCGCCUGCGAACGACCGCCAAUUGCCCCCGCAUCUCAAGUCCACGGGCCCGACACCGAACCCCGCGAGCCCGGUGCCCGAUGCCAGCAAGAAGACGGACGGUGACAGCGCGAAACCUGAGGGUAGCACGAAGACGGAGGGCAGCACGAAGCCGACGACGCCUGCACCGAACGGCAAUGCGGUGGCGACGAGCCCGGUCCCGAGCGCGGCGGGCGGCGACGGCAAGCCGGAGAAGAGCAAGAACCAGAAGAAGAAGGAGAAGUUGGAGCAGAAGAAGGCGGCGCAGGCCGAGCGCGAGAAGGCGGAGGGCGGCGCGGGUGGGAAGGUGGAGGGCGCGUCCAAACCUGAAGGGACUGGCAAGGCGGAGGGCGCGUCUAAACCUGAAGGGACUGGCAAGCCCGACGCCCCGAGAUCCGACGCCGGCGAGGCGACGCUGUCCCCCGUCCCGGACGACGAGCAGCUCAAGUCGCCGAGCGAGUCGACGGGCGCGCGGACGCCCAAGUCGGGGCGGCCGCCGCGGAACCCGUGGACGAUCUUCUGGCGGUCGAUGGUCGGCGCGGGCGAGGAGGAGGUCAGGGAGUUUUUCGGGCCGGCGCGGGGUGGGAUCACGAAGGUCGUCUACCCGCCCACGGCGACCGGGCGCGCGCAAAAGAUCAUCUACAUCGAGUUUGGCGACGAGGAGGCGAUGAAGGCGGGGUUGGAGCGGAAUGGGGAGGUGAGUUUUGGGUUCUCUCGGUUUAAGAAUGUGCUCGGGACGUCGUUUGGUGUGCUCGGGACGUCGUUUGAUGUGCUUGGGACUUCGUAUGAUGUGCUCGGGACGGCGUUCAAUGUCGUGGGCGGCGCAUUUUCGUGGCAUAAUCUGUGGCAGAGAACAUCCAUAUCUGCGCAUCUUCAUGCCCGUCUUCAUCGUCGUUGAGUUCGAUACUGACCAUCCCACCCCCUCUUCUCCCUCACCCAAACCCACACUAACCCUCCCCGCGCAGAAACUCAAGGACGGCACGAUCCCCGAGCUCAAGCAGGCCUCCGACAACCGCGACUCGGGGCCCGGCGGGCGCGG